Molecule: messenger RNA, 3123 nt
Organism: Puccinia triticina
Lineage: Eukaryota; Fungi; Basidiomycota; Pucciniomycetes; Pucciniales; Pucciniaceae
Exons: 6
Coding region: 1-3123 (1040 amino acids)
Cellular component (GO): nucleus
Source: RefSeq, a predicted model, not a curated record
AUGGGUCGUCCUCGCAAGUACCCCAGGACAGAUUAUUGUGGAGAUCUAAACGGGUCCCUAUCGGUGGAGCUCAACUCCCAUACAUCACCUUACUUUCAACAAGGGUGGAAUCACUCGACAUUGUACAUGCGAAGUCUGCAGCCUCACGAGUACGAACAGGGACCACUCGGAAGCUUUGAAUCAGGUAUAGCCCCAAGCUCAUGGAGAUCAACAGACGGCCACGAGGAGACUAGAAGCGGUCCGUUUCAUUUGGAUCCCUCGGCAAACAUGUUACGAUAUCGACCACUCAUGCCUACAUUAGGUGGACUGCCUAUAUCGCCGGAUCAUCGAAGGGUAUCUUCGACGCAAAAUCACCCCGGGGGUGAUGUCGCCCUUUUAAAUCAAAUGCUUCCUGCCCCUAGUCCAGCAGCUUCACUUGGGAAUUCAAUGAAUUUCCAUCCUCCUUCGACUGGGUCUGAAGAGGCGAGAUUUCAGUACUCAGCCUGCUCAUCCCGAAGGAUUUCACUUGAUCAGACCCAAAUGGAUCCCUAUUCGAUAGGUCUAGCCGGAGGAAAACUUUCGAAUGACCAUCGACAUUCAAGAUCACAAUCCCCACAUUCGGUUAUACCUACGGAACCAGGCCCGUACUUAUUGGUAAACACUCAUGAAACCAUCUCGACCUGUGACGCUGCCCACAUAUUUCAGCAUUUUAAAGGGACCACCCUCCAUGUCACUACGCAAGCCCAUCUAGAGUUCAUUCUUCGAGAGUAUCCCAACAGCUAUGCUCCAGUACCGCCUCACAAACAUCCUAGUGUAUUAGGGCCAAAGCUGUAUCAUACAAUGUUGGCGGAUGUGAUUUCUUGGUUUGUUUGUGGACAAGCAUCCGUAUCUGAUCGACCGGAUAGUUCUUCCGGCACUCAAGAAUCUUUAUUUAUAAAGAUGCUCGACUACGAUCGCGGUGAAAACAAUUUCCAAGAAUCAACAAUGCACGCCGGCGAGGGUGGGUCCAACCCUCUGACACAGCUGACUUACCAAGAAUUGGAUUUUAUCUACUCGCGAUGGCUUUGCGGGAACCCUUUCGCCUUUCUUUUCAACGAUGCAACUCCCACCCAGCAGUCUAUCCACCUUGCCGAGAACAGUGCAUUUUUGGCAACGGUGAUUGGCUGGCAUUUCUACUUGAGCUCGCAUAGCCGUAACUACGCCUCUCCCCAAACGCCUCAUCCUCAUCUGCACAUACCAGCUCGAUGUCAUAUGCCGUUUUUCGAGUACGCCGAAGCACAGUUGAUGAGCAGGGCGAUUCGAUUCUCAGCCCAGAUGCGGUUGGGCAUUGCUGAGUGUUGCACAAUUACUCUCGAAGGAAUAUUUGUCAUCAUCGAAGCGUCUCAAACGUCCACGAAGUGCCUAUAUAAAAGUUGGACACUGCUCUCCAUGCAAUUUCCGAAAUCAAAAGUGCACGCCAUGAUAAACGCCUCGCCUUCAUACCUGGAGGCAUAUUUAAGUCAUGCCCGUAUGAAUUCUAGCAGCGUCCAUACUGAGUGGGCGAACCGCAUGCUUCUCAAUACCAGUCAAAUUCUGGAGGUCUUCUGCACGUUGUGCCAAGAAGAUCCUCCGCAUACAAUUCUCCCGGACCCCACGGCGAAGCAAACCAGUAAUGAUUGGCUAUACGAAAAUAAGCUCUAUCUGAUUCGAUGGUUGAUGGAUACAGCCAAGAUGAGGUGUCAAGUAAUGGGCACAUACGAUUCUCCGCCUUCUCACCCAACCAGAGCGACCGGUCGUGACAUCCGUAACGCCCAUAGCAAUAUUGUGCUUGCAGUCGUAUUUAGUAUCUUUGCUUUAAGCCGGUUAGUGCACUUGGAAGAUAUAACUCCCUCGAACUUCACAAGAAUUCCAAUUCCGAUCUUCCGGGACGUCCUAAAGUUGCUCCAAAUAAUCACUGCCGAGGGAGCGGAUUCGAUUGUGGCCAUCGGUUCCAUCCAUCAAUCUGGUACUUUGGGGGAGGCACUGCUGCUGCGAAUUCUGCAAGGGCUUUUCCCAUACUUCUUAAUAUUGGCCCAAGCUUUCGCCAAUACCCUUCGUGAUUUUGCAAAUACCUCUACGUCGGAUUCUACCCACUUGACCAACCAGUUGCUGGAAGUGGUCGAGUCUCUCGGAAGAUUUGCAUCAGCUGGGCUGAGCUCGUACCCCGCCGAGGACUUUCAAGUAAUCGAGGAGGUCCGGGGCAGAGUGGUCUCGCUCUCGGUCAUGCUGAGAGCAUCCUUUCAAAUCAGUGGAAGUCAAGAACAAGCAGGAGCCUUUCAACCUCCGGACUCCGUACCCUUCUGUGAAACGACUCAGAUUCAGAGCUUCGUGAAGCCUUCUCGAGAGAGCGAGCGCCUCGCUUCCGAACCCUUCGAAAACAGCGUAGUGAGACAAGCCCAUCACAUCCCUACCAAUAGCUACUCUUCAGAAUCGACCGUCAUGAUCAAUUCUUACUCGAGGGCUACUCAAGCUGUUUCCACUGAAGGCAUAUUCGACUCCAAUGACGCCGCACAAUUGUCUUUUCAAAUGAGCUCUGCAGAUAUAGGAGGUGUCUCAUCAUCACCCCCACCCUCAGACCCUGCUUCCUCAGCUUCCUAUCCAUUUCAAACCAACCACGAUCCCGAAGCUAAAUCCGAAAACUUACUUAUUCCCUCUCAGGGGUCCGGACUCUUGCUUUCUUUUCCUGGCUCUCAGGGAUUAAUUGAGCCUAGCGAAAUCACCGGCACCGAAAUCAACUCCCGUCCAGGUGUAUUCGGAUGUCCCAGAGGAGCAGACCCAUAUUUUUGUGCAUUGGAUUCUUCUUGGAUUAACCAGCCCCCUCUUCAUCAAAUCGAUCUAGAAUCUCACUCGCAUUCCCAAGCUUUGGAUUCUUUCCCACGAACCAGAACUCCCCAUCAUCUAACCCCUCCACUGGGGAGCCCACCGGGCUAUCGACUCCAUUCGCCUUGUUUGGAUUAUUUCCCUAAUAAUUUGGAGUUUCACGAAAGUUCUAUGGGAAAUAUUCUCGUAACCGAUUCGACAAGUAGGUCAUUUGUACCGCAGGAAUUGAUCGAACCUAGUUCAGGGUUUCAAUACGACGCCUUUGCUCGACCAGAGACUUCGCGGCCAUCGACACCGACCAGGUAA